This is a messenger RNA of Amphiprion ocellaris (clown anemonefish), 1523 nucleotides long. It is a transcript of the gene chchd4a, whose product is annotated as coiled-coil-helix-coiled-coil-helix domain containing 4a. Lineage: Eukaryota; Metazoa; Chordata; Actinopteri; Pomacentridae. Gene Ontology annotation, cellular component: mitochondrial intermembrane space. The record is from RefSeq and is a predicted model, not a curated record. The transcript has 3 exons. Gene Ontology annotation, molecular function: protein-disulfide reductase activity. The coding region runs from base 142 to 621 and encodes 159 amino acids. Gene Ontology annotation, biological process: protein import into mitochondrial intermembrane space.
UGUGGACGGACAGGUCAGGGGGGCUGUUGGACGCCGGGUAUCUUCUCAAAUGAACUCGCUGCGGUUGUUGAUUAAUCUCUGUCACACCGAUCAUCUUUUGUCACAGAGGACGAGGCGCGACUACCGAAACCGCCAGCAGACAUGUCGUACUGCAGACAGGAGGGUAAAGAUCGCAUCAUCUUUGUGACAAAGGAAGACCACGACACACCCAGCAAUGCUGAGCUGAUUGCAGAUGAUCCCAAUGAUCCGUAUGAGGAGCAAGGCCUAAUCCUGCCAAAUGGAGACAUAAACUGGAACUGUCCUUGUCUGGGCGGCAUGGCCAGCGGACCGUGUGGGUCUCAGUUUAAGGAGGCCUUCUCAUGCUUCCACUACAGUAAAGAAGAGGUGAAGGGCUCCGAGUGCAUCGACAACUUCCGUAACAUGCAAGAGUGCAUGCAGAGGUAUCCUGAGCUCUAUCCCCAGGAGGAAGACAAAGAAAGCUCCUCCCAAGGAGAAUCCAGCUCUGGAUCUGACUCCGCUGCCCCAUCUGACAAUUCUGCCUUAAUAUCUGAGAGUGACUCUACUCCAGCAGCGGCCUCGUCUGACAGCACUUCACCUACAGACAGCCAGAUUGCCAGCUAAAGUCAAUCAGUCUUCAUUUACAGGCUCUUGUUCUCUUCGUGGAAGCACUGGCCAGCGUAAGUGACUCUCCAUGAGGAGCUGUGAUCGGUCUUGUCUCCUGUUCAAACCCUUCGGAGAGGACUUAUCAACACAGCUCUGACACUCAUGGGAAAUACUACAGGCCAUCAGAGAAAGACUUGCAGAGAAAUGUAGCAUAUGUACAAAAAUAUAGCCUGCUUUGUUUGUUGAGCAUUUACAAAUCAUUUAAUAAUAUGAUUACUGACGGUGGGCCAAGCUUCUUGCUGCAGGGACAUUAGCUGAAAGACUCACUUCAUAUGCAAUAGAAAUUUAAUUUGCUGCUUGUUCUCUAGUUCAAUCAGAAGAGCUGUUUGUUAGCAUCAAUUAUGUGUGUUCCCUGUAAUUGUCAGCAUGUCAAGAGAAUCCUUGAACUCUGAUUUAUAACUAAUUAUUCAGUUUGACAGAAAUCUAAUCUUGACAUCUGUUAAUUUAAGCAAUAUUGAGCUUUACUUUUUACCUCAAUAAAAAAUAGGUUUUGACUCUUAGUUCUAUUUGCUUUCCAUCACUUUAGAGACCAAAAUGCAAAUUAUCAGCAAGAAACAAAGGCUGCUGUUAAAACUUCUGUGCCGUUACAUUAUAACGUUUUCGGUUUGUUGGCACCUCGUAGGAACUUCAGGGUCUCCAUCAACAUCUGUUGCAGUAGAAAUAACGGUUGGCAUCGUUCUUUAAUGACUUAGUAUCUGACCUAUCGCAUUUACGUGCGACUGCCUGAUUGUUUUCUGUUGUCUCAACACUGUCUAGAGUCUUCACUUGGAUGCUGUGGUCGCUGUUCACUGUCAUUCAGGCCUUAAAGGACUUGAUGUUUUGUUUUCAAAAAUGUCUGGAUUAAAAUGAUCGUCUAACAA